Dovyalis caffra is the source of this 582-nucleotide messenger RNA. Lineage: Eukaryota; Viridiplantae; Streptophyta; Magnoliopsida; Malpighiales; Salicaceae. The record is from the annotation of a GenBank genome assembly.
AUGGGGUCUGAUGAGCUAGGUUAUGAUCCAAGUGCUACACCGAAACUCUCCUUGUUUUCACUUCCAAGCAAGCUUCAUGAGUCACCAGCAGGGAUGUUGACACCACCAAUCCAUACGUUAGCUUCAGUUCCAUUCAAGUGGGAGGAAGCACCAGGCAAGCCUAGACCUUCUUGUGUCACACAAUCCAAGCCCAAGAUUGCGAGGUGCUUGGAACUGCCACCAAGGUUGUUGAAUGAGACCAAAGUUAGCAACAUGCCUUCUCCAACUAAUGUCUUGGAUGGACCUUAUGCUUCUCGUUCCUUGUCUCUAGGAAGAGGAGGUUCCUUCAGUAGUAAUAGCAAAGAGAGGGUUCUUUUUGGGUCUGGCAGGUGGGGAAGUUUCAAGAGGAACAGUAAAGAAGUUGUUGAUGCUAGUGUCGACGGUGGUGUUAGCCAUGGAGGUGAAACAGGAGUUAAGAUCACAAGAAUCAGAAGGAGAUCAAGUUUCUUGGGGUUUCCUCACACUAGAUCACAUUUGUUGGUCAGAAUAUAUAAAAGGGACAACCAAGACUUGUCUCUUCUUCCAGCAAAAGAAGGACCAUGA